Thecamonas trahens ATCC 50062 is the source of this 950-nucleotide messenger RNA. RefSeq names its product DTW domain-containing protein 1. The transcript has a single exon. The record is from RefSeq and is a predicted model, not a curated record. NCBI's taxonomy places the organism in Eukaryota, Apusomonadida, Apusomonadidae. Bases 33 to 896 code for a protein of 287 amino acids.
CCACCCACCCCCUCGCUCUCUUCCAUUAGGUCAUGUCUGCAAACAUGUCUUCGGUUAAGCCACUGGUGGAGCCGGGAACGGCUGUGGCGCCCGAGGUUGUGCCUGCCGAGUCCAAGCUCUCGUGGCUCCAGCUGCCGUCGUUUGCUCCGCUCAAUGCCCGAGCUGAUCGUAUGGCGUGCCGAGGGUGUGGACGGAAGAGCAAGUACUUCUGCCCGCAGUGCAAGGUGUUUAUGGGAGACAUCAUCGAUGGGACUGUCCCUCGUAUCGAUCUCCCCAUCGAUCUCCACAUCAUGCAUCAUCCCAAGGAGAAGCUGGCAAAGAGCACCGCUGUCCAUGCCGCUGUCCUCGCCCCAAACACAACCUACUUUCACGAGUUCCCGGACAUCCCUCGCUUUGAUGCUGGUGAUACUCUGCUGGUCUACCCGGAUCCGGCUGCUCCCACUCUUGACGAUCUUGCUGCUGCGGGGAAGCUCGCCAACUACACCCGCGUCGUCUUUGUCGACGCCCAGUGGCGUCAGUCGCGCGCCGUCAUGCGCCACGCCAAUCUACAGGACCUGCCGCGUGUCCGCAUGAACUCGUACGAGACUCUGUUCUGGCGCUACCAGCCGGGCAUGGACGCCACCUACCUCGCCACCAUCGAGGCCAUCUACUACUUUUACCGCGAGUACGCCCGCGCCGCUGCAGACGACGGCUCGUACGACGGCCGCUACGACGGCCUCAUGUAUCUCUUUGCCCACCAGUACGAGCUCAUCCAGGGUGUCUACAACUCGACCGGUGCCCGCUUUGGCCACAUCCCCUCGUUCCCGCGCAUCGCUCAGAACGCCGCCGCAGACCAGCCCGUCGACAAGCCGGCCGACAAGCACGUUGACACGCCGGCCGACAAGCCGGCCGAGUAGCCUGCCGAGUAGCUGGCCAACUAGCCUCAUAAAUCAAUCCGUCGUGUUGCGCAC